AUGAUUUGCCUGGUUUCACCAAUCACUGGAUCAAGGAUUGGAGCAUUUUCAUUGCUAGCUAGGUUGUUUCCCAGCUGUUGCGCUCGUCGCUGCUCUCCAGUCUCCAGUCUCCAGACUCCAUUCAUGGCUUCCUCGUCUCAACAUUCACUGAAGAAGUAUUUUACCAAAGUACCAAAAUCAAGUUUAGCGUCUCCUAGUCAACCUAACCAAGAAGCAAAUGCCAACCAUUCAGAAGUAGCGUUACAUUCUUCUCAAGAAUUUGAUUUGAGUACUUUAAACUAUGAUCCGGGUGAAAGAACCCCAAUUUUGGACUAUCAUCCAAAUCAUCGUGAUGUUAUUAGAAGAGCAUACCUUCAGAAUGGCCCUUGUCAACCUCGGUUGCUUCAGCGUGAGGAUCCUCAAACGAAUAUUUCUGGAUCAAUGCGUCGUUUUAAUUCCGAAUGGCCAUACAUUCAUCAAGGUGGAGGUGAAGUGUUUUCAACUACUGGGUUUAAGAGUUGGCACAAAAAGAGUAGUCUUGGGGGACAUAUUGGUCUACAGAACAGCGUACAUAAUCAAUCAAAAAAGAAAUGUCAAGAUUUAUUGCGACAACAACAGUCUGUUGAAUUUGCACUUGGGAGACAAUUUAAUCAAUUUAAACAUGCAUAUUGGGUUCGCUUAAGUGCUUCAGUUGAUGUAGUAAGGCUUCUUGUAACUCAAGGAUUUGCAUUUCGAGGUCACGAUGAAUCUAAAUCAUCACUUAGUAGGGUUGAUGAGUCUUUUGAUGUGUCACGCAAGGAGAAAAUGGCUAUUGUCUUACGAUAUAUUGAUAGAAAAGGAUUUGUGAUGGAGCGACUUAUUGACAUUGUUCAUGUUCAAGAUACUAGUGCUUUAUCUUUAAAGAGGGCGAUCGUUAAUUUACUUGCUCAACAUUCCUUGAGUCUAUCACAUGUACGUGGACAAUGUUAUGAUGGGGCAAGCAAUAUGCAAGGUGAGAUCAAUGGCCUUAAAAUGUUGAUUAGGCAAGAAAGUAGAUCGGCUCAUUCCAUUCAUUGUUUUGCUCAUCAACUUCAACUAACUCUUGUUGCGGUCUCUAAAAAAUGUAUUGAAGUGGGAAAACUUGUGGUAUUGGUUUCAAAUAUUUUGAAUGUGUUGGGAUCUUCUUUUGAGCGUAUGGAUGAAUUUCGAGAUUCUCAAAAAGAAAGAAUUCAAGAGGCAUUAGAUAUGGGUGAGCUUACAACCGGUAGGGGCUUGAAUCAAGAACUUGAUCUUUCAAGAGCCUGUGAUACUCGUUGGGGAUCUCAUUAUAAAUCUUUUAAAAAAUUUAUUCUUAUGUAUGGCUCUAUUGUUAAUGUUCUUGAAUCACUUGUUCAUGAUGCACGAUUAAUGGAUGAAAGAGCCAAGGCAAUGGGAUAUCUCGACGCUUGUCGAACAUAUGAGGUUGCGUUCAUGUUGCAUUUGAUGAGUGAGGUUUUAGCAAUCACAAAUGAGCUUAACAAAUGCUUACAAAAAAAGGAGCAAGAUUUGGCGAAUGCCAUGCUACUUCUUGAAGUAGCAAAAAAAAGGUUGCAAGCGUAUAGGGAUGAGGAAUGGGAUUCUCUCAUUGCUAAGGUAUCUUUAUUUUGUAUCAAGCAUGACAUUUUGGUACCUAACUUUAAGGAUCCAUAUGUUAGCUCUUUAAGAUCACGACGAAGACUUGGUGACAAUACGGAAUCUUACAUCAUUAUCGUGUUGAAGUGUUUUGCAAUAUUAUUGAUUGGCAACUGUCAUUGUUUAGAGCUUAAAGAUCGUUUUGGCAAAUGA
Lycium ferocissimum is the source of this 1782-nucleotide messenger RNA. RefSeq lists its product as uncharacterized. The record is from RefSeq and is a predicted model, not a curated record. NCBI's taxonomy places the organism in Eukaryota, Viridiplantae, Streptophyta, Magnoliopsida, Solanales, Solanaceae. The transcript is spliced from 5 exons. Bases 1 to 1782 code for a protein of 593 amino acids.